CCUAGAUUUCGGCCAGCGGUUGAUGACCCUUCGCUUUUCCUGUCGACAUUGUGGACUAUUUACCUUCGAUUCCCCCUUUCGUUUACAUUUGACCAGACGGCUUUAUAUAAUGACCCAUCACGUGAUGUCUGAAAUAUCGGUACGUCCGCAUACGGAUAAACUGACCGGUGCCAAUGGACAGGGGGUAUCUAACUGACAAAAUUUCGAGAUUUUUAGCACGGCAUUUAGUAUCCUCAUCGCUGAUCAUGUCACUGCAUCACUGGACUGAGAUCGCGUAUAACACUGUUUUCUGGGCCGUGGUCCUGUGGUCGUCUACAGAUCUCCUUGGAUUAGUGAUCUACUCGGCGUACAUUAUUCUGUCCUUGUCCAUAGUUCUAGUGAUCAUACUUAUCAUCUUCAACAAGUCUGACAAUACCAUCAGUGAAUACAUUUUUCUGGCAUUUUGGGGAAUAUUCUCUUAUUUUACGAACUGUUCAAUACGGAUACCUACAUCAGAGGACGUUUUGUACGAUUCUCAGAUAUUUUCCCCGGAGGCGGGUUCUUUGAGGUAUUUUGCAAUAGCGUUGCUUCUGGCAAGGACAGGAGAAAAUGAACAAUUUGCCGUGUGGUCUAUAUCUGUCACAUGUACAUCACUCCUACUCAAUUACCUUUGUCUACAGAGACAUGCUUCAGAUUUUGAAGGAAAUUCAAACGAGCCAAGUGCAGGCACGUUUUCAAGAAUACUAUCCUUUUUCCUAUUGUUAAUAAUACUUUCUACCUCUUACUUGCAUAGCAAUUCCGUAUCGUCAUUUGCAAUAACUUUAUUGUUGACAUUUUUUCGAAUCCAAUAUGUAAUUAAAACAGUUGAAGGAAAACUGAAAGAAAAAGACGGUGAAUUGUUGAGUAGAUCUGAAAUAUAUUACUGCUUAUUGUCCGUGUUAUAUAUUGGUGCUUAUGCAUUUUUUAUCAAAACCUCUAAACAUAAUCUGUUUUCAGUGCCAAUGAUUUUUCUGUCCAUAGAAACAUUAUAUUAUAUCUACAUAAUUUUUGAAAAUAUUUGGAUUUUACGAGGACAUAAGCAGAACUUUUGGAGGAAUACUACGUCUAUUCCUAAAAACCGGAAAGGAGAACAGUGCCCUGUCUGCCUGGCUGAAAUUUGGUCCGGUAGGAUGACGUCAUGUAGUCACGUGUUUCAUUCUUCCUGUCUUGUUCGCUGUUUACGUCAAUCUUCUAUGUGUCCUAUGUGUAGAAGUGUGAUUACUGAUAAUAAACUUACCUGAAAGCAUUUCGUGCCAAAGUUGUCAACAUCCGAGUGCCAUCUUACGCUGCUGCCAUGUUUAAUAUUAUUGUUGAUUGUUUUAUGUUCUAAUUAAAAUAUGUUC
Messenger RNA from Saccostrea cuccullata (small rock oyster), 1361 nucleotides. RefSeq lists its product as uncharacterized. The record is from RefSeq and is a predicted model, not a curated record. The transcript is spliced from 2 exons. Gene Ontology annotation, molecular function: ubiquitin protein ligase activity. Gene Ontology annotation, biological process: ubiquitin-dependent protein catabolic process. Bases 174 to 1259 code for a protein of 361 amino acids. NCBI's taxonomy places the organism in Eukaryota, Metazoa, Mollusca, Bivalvia, Ostreida, Ostreidae.